CCGGUACCGGUCCGGUGACAGACUGUCCGCCCGUAGACUUUCAGCUCCUGAAAGGACAUCAGAUGGAGGACAGCGGAGGAACGGACAUAAAACAUCUUGAAGGAGGAGAAGAGCUGAAAAAGCCUGCCAUGGUGGAGUCAAGUACCUUGCAGUGGUCUGAGGACAGAAAGUCGAGGGGAGAGACAGAUGGACAGGCAAGGGGACAGAGCAAUAAAGGAGACAGGGUAAGUUUGAGGUCAGAUCUGUCUCUCCGUGAGGCAUCCAGCUGGACAGAAAGUGAGCGAGAGCUGAAGGUAGGAGGUAGGAGAGCAGGUGGGGCAGAAAAAGGGGCGGGGCUUACAGCUGAGGGGUUGAAUUAUCUGAAGAUGGAAGAGGAAGCUGAUGGGAACCAACUUCCAGAGAAAGCAGCUCAGGUGUUCAGUCCUGCUGUGACUGUCCUACCCGACCCCUCCUUACCCAAAGACACUGACGGAUUAUGGGAAAUGAUCUCAGAGAAGAGUCCCUUCUUGGUUCCUUCCGAAGUGGACUACAACCAACAUGGCUUCCAGUUUGAGUAUCCGGAGUACAAGCCCUCUUCCACCUGUGAUCAGAGCUGUUCAAACAAAGAUGCCCUGAAGUUGGGUGUGUCCUUGAUAACAUCAGCGCUCCUCUUUCCUUUACUGGUGUGGGGAGGGUAUGUCUUCCUGCCAUUUGAUGCCCCCCUGUUGGAUGGCGCCCCCCUCAGGCUGGUCUACACUCUGCGCUGCUCUGUGUUCGCUGCCGUCCCCAUCGUCCUCGGUUGGCUGGUUCUGGGGGUCAGCCGACUACGCUCGGGUGCAACUCAGCCAGUCACUGGGGAGGAUGUAGAGGAGGCGGAGCUUCAGGAGGUCACUGUCCACCGGCGCUUCAUCUCUGACUCCGCCUCCCUUUUCCUGAUCUACUUCCUGCAGCUGGUUGUCUUGGCGAUGUACCUGAGCCAGGAGCAGCUGAAGCUUGUCCCUCUGCUUACCAUCGUCUUUGCCUUUGGACGGCUGGCAUACUGGGUGGCAGCAGCAUUCGGCAGCACCAUUCGUGGUUUUGGUUUCGGGCUGUCCUUCCUGCCAAGCGUUGCUAUGAUGGUGGCGAACUUCUACUUCAUCUUCACAGUGGAGGCUGCCGGGUCCGUCUUCAGCAUCUCCUCUGCACCGGAUGAGAUGUCGCCGUCGCCCAGCGGCAAGCAGAGAUUCUGGGGAUGAGACCUAAUCAGGAAAAAUUACUGCUGAUAAUACCUAAACCUGAUCAGUUUUCACUUUAAAGUUUUUAAGUUCUGGGUUUAAAAGUUAAGGUCUGUAGUUUGAGGUGAAACUGGAUGCUCCACCCACCUCCUUGAUGUUUCUUAGUUUUUUGUGAAAGUUUCGUUUUCAGAGCUUUUAUUUUGUAUUAACCAGACAGCUUCCUCCACAUUAUUCAACUGUUGGUUUUGUAAAAUAUUAAUUAAAUAAAUUUUUUUGUCAGGAAAUGUUUUCGUAGUUUAGCUUUCUAUAAUUUCACAAAGGUUUCACAAUAAAAGCAUAAAAUCCA
Molecule: messenger RNA, 1539 nt
Organism: Fundulus heteroclitus (mummichog)
Lineage: Eukaryota; Metazoa; Chordata; Actinopteri; Cyprinodontiformes; Fundulidae
Gene: tmem79b
Product: transmembrane protein 79b
Exons: 5
Coding region: 63-1214 (383 amino acids)
Biological process (GO): regulated exocytosis
Cellular component (GO): lysosomal membrane; trans-Golgi network membrane
Source: RefSeq, a predicted model, not a curated record